Corticium candelabrum is the source of this 1084-nucleotide messenger RNA. RefSeq names its product sushi, nidogen and EGF-like domain-containing protein 1. The coding region runs from base 72 to 947 and encodes 291 amino acids. Gene Ontology annotation, molecular function: Roundabout binding; calcium ion binding; heparin binding. Lineage: Eukaryota; Metazoa; Porifera; Homoscleromorpha; Homosclerophorida; Plakinidae. Gene Ontology annotation, biological process: axon guidance. The transcript has 3 exons. The record is from RefSeq and is a predicted model, not a curated record.
ACCGUUGAAGAGGUUAGCUCUCGUCGGUCCUUUUGUCUUGCGUCUAGAAGACUGGCUGUUAGCCUUCGCGAAUGUCUAUCAAAGCUUUUUUCUUCGUUAUCUUCUACAACUGUGUUGAGAUAAGCAUUCAGCAAGAUUGUGCAAGCAAUCCAUGUCAAAAUGCGGCCCCUUGCAGCAAUUUAAAUCCAAAUGGAUACAAAUGCGAGUGCCCAACUGGAUUUACAGGAACUAACUGUGAGACAAAAAUGUGUUCUAAUGACGAUUGUAACCAACAGAGUGGAGGAGGAAUAUGUAAUUCAAACAGAAAGUAUGAUGAACCAAUUUCUGGUGACAACCCAAAUUGCCUCUGUAGGAAUGGCUUUACAGGCCAUAAGUGCCAUAUAGAUAUUAAUGAAUGCACAUUAAGCGGUGGACAUCAGACAUGUGGUUCAUUUCCGUGUGUUGACAGACUGGGGGGAUUUUACUGCAACUACUGUUUCAAUGUUACUUGUGAUGGUAACACAACGUGUAAGGUAAAUGAAGCUGGAAAAACGUAUCGUUGCGUUCUCCCCGGGGAAGUCUACCCACCUACAGUAACAUCAUUGCCAUUAGCAUCAACUCAAGUAACUCAGCGAACCAUACAUGCUACAUCUCAACAAUCCUCAUCUUCCACAUCUCAACAAUCCUCAUCUUCCACAUCUCGACAACCCACAUCUUCAGACAUUGUUGGGACAGUGCCAUUUGUAGCUGAUACACAAGGAGAAGCAGGAAAGGUUUCGAGUGGAGAUGAUGGUGUCAGUACAGGCAUGAUUGCUGGCAUAGCAGCUGGAGGUGUGGUUGUGGUUCUUGUCAUCAUUUUUAUUAUCGUUAUUGUCCUGAGGAGAAGUAGGAGACCCACGGAAUCAUACACAGUCAACAAGAAUUCGUCUGCUGUAGAUAAAGGACAAUACCCAGAAACAAUGGAGUAGAAUCAGUUGUAGCUGCAUGAGAUUCCAUGCAGUAGGCAUGUGGUGAUUAUGUUUAAUUAGUUAAGUUUAGUAAUCGUGGUUUUUGCAUAAGUGAUCUGUAUUAAAUUUCAAAUGCCAUAUUCUUGCACCUUUUGCUG